UUAUAAAAAGAAGAAGCAUUAUUUACUGUACGAAAACUGGCAAAGAUUAUUUAAAAUUUAUUUUCAAAAUAAAAAAAUGUUUAAUUCAUUUCCUAUGCCCAACCAGGAAGAUGAUCACUUUGCAAAUAUAAAUUACAGCAAAAAUGUCGAAUGUAUUUUACCAACGGCCGAAUUAAUGGUAAAUUUUCGUUCGAAUGGUUUAAAAGCGCAGAAAGCCUGUUUUGUUUACGCUGAAAAACUAGAUUUUAAAGGAUUAAUACAACUAAGAUUGACGGAAAAAUGUGAUCAACGCAAAAUGUAUAUAACGACGGUGGAUAGCACCUCGUUUCAGGAAUUGAAACAGGAUCAAUCAUUACAUGUCACCUUUGCCGGUUUUAUAGAAAAUCUGGUCCAUAUAUUGCAAGACUGUCAGGCUGGCAAAUUGGAAAUAUGUCUGGUUCAACUGCAGCAGGAUACUAGAGGUAUAGGUUUAAGUGAUACGGUAUUGAGUGCUGGCCAAAUGAAUUGCAAUUAUCAAUUGCAAUUUGUGGAAAUGCGUCCAUUUAAGAAUUUAAUACAUUUAUGCUUGCCCUGUCGUAUGGCUCCCCUGAAUGUUGUAUUGUUUUAUAUGAAUAAUAUAUUGGAUGUGUUGCAGAAAAAAUGCCUUAACCACGAACAAACGUCACAACAAUUGCAACAUGAAAUACACAAUCAUAUACGGCGUAUAGAUCAAUUAGAUGCCGAGUGUUUGAAACUAAGGGAAAAUCUAAUGGAAAGCACCAGAAGUAUAAACCAAAAACAUGCUGAAGAACUGAUGCAAUUGCAAGAAAGCUUACGCAAAACGGGAGAACAAAGACAACAGGAUAGCGAAAGAAAUCGUAAGACCAUCAAUGCCCUGCAGCAGCAAAUAGAUAAAUUAGUUUCGGAGAAAAGUGCAAUACAAAGUGAAAAAGUGCAAGAACUUAAACGAAAUGAAACGCUUAAUGAAGAGUUAGCUGCCUCAAAAGCAAGAAUAUCAAAUCUUAAAGAACAAAAUGAAAAGCUACACUUGGAAAUAUCAGCUCUUAAAAAUCUUGAACGUAAACAUGAAAUGCAUUUGCAAGAUUCACGCAAAGAGAUCACUGAAUUAAAAGAAAAACUUAAAAAGUAUGAUAAAAAUAAAGCUGAAUUGGUGGCAGAAUUAGAAGCAGAAAAGAAAAUUAGUCAGACUAAGAGGCAGGCCUUGGAAAUGGCUACCGAAGAAAUUUCAAAAGCAAAUCAAAUAAUUAUGAAACAAAAUCAAGAACUAAAUAAAAUGAAGAAAACUAUAGGUUGGCGUACAGAAGUGGCUUUGCAACAGGAACAGGCCAUAAAACAAAAGGAUUUGGCUUUAAAAGACCGUGAAGAGGAACUGGUUUUUCUCCGGGCUACCGUGGAGUCCUUACGAAGAGAAAUACCCAGAGAGCUGGACUCUAUGAGGAAAUUUGCCAAUUCUUUGGAAACGAAAUAUACAGAACAAAUAAAUUCCCUGAAAAUGAAACUGCAGCCUUUGGACAAGGAAAAUAUAAGACCUUCUAAAGAUAUAAGCAGAACAGCAAGACGUUGAAUUUAAAAAAAUCUAUCAUUUAGCAUUAAUUUGUUUAUUUAGCAUAUAAUAUAAUUUUAAAUAUAUAUUUAUUUUCACAUCAUUCA
Molecule: messenger RNA, 1650 nt
Organism: Lucilia sericata (common green bottle fly)
Lineage: Eukaryota; Metazoa; Arthropoda; Insecta; Diptera; Calliphoridae
Gene: Sas-6
Product: spindle assembly abnormal protein 6 homolog
Exons: 5
Coding region: 77-1564 (495 amino acids)
Biological process (GO): centriole replication
Cellular component (GO): centrosome; centriole
Source: RefSeq, a predicted model, not a curated record